Messenger RNA from Camelina sativa (false flax), 2433 nucleotides. RefSeq names its product leucine-rich repeat receptor-like protein kinase PXC1. Lineage: Eukaryota; Viridiplantae; Streptophyta; Magnoliopsida; Brassicales; Brassicaceae. Gene Ontology annotation, molecular function: protein binding; ATP binding; protein kinase activity. Gene Ontology annotation, biological process: protein phosphorylation. The record is from RefSeq and is a predicted model, not a curated record.
CUGACACAGCCUGCAUUCAAAAAACACAACACAACAGAUCAGACCAUUUAAAAUUAAAAAGAAAAACAAAAGCAAAAGAUUCCACAGCUUUGUCGUUAUUACCAAUCUCUGUUUUUACAAAACGAUACAGUUUCCUCUCUUUCACACUCACUCUUCUCUUUCCCGCUCACUCACUCAUCCGCCAUGUCUAUCAAACCACUUCCUCUUCUCAUCCUCCUCCUCCUUCUCCAACUCUCAAUCUCAUUCGCUCAAAACGACACAAACGCACUCACACUCUUCCGCCUCCAAACCGACACACACGGCAACCUCGCACGUAACUGGUCAGGCUCCGACGCUUGUACCUCCUCAUGGCAAGGCGUUUCUUGCUCACCAUCAUCACACCGCGUCACCGAACUCUCACUCCCUUCACUCUCGUUACGUGGACCUUUAACCUCUCUCUCCUCCUUAGACCAGCUCCGUUUCCUUGACCUCCACGACAACAGACUCAACGGCACCGUUUCACCUCUCACGAACUGUACUAACCUCAGACUUGUUUAUCUCUCCAGUAACGAUCUCUCCGGUGAGAUACCUAAAGAGAUCUCAUCUCUUAAACGAAUGAUACGUCUUGAUCUCUCUGAUAACAACAUCCGUGGAGUUAUACCUAGAGAGAUCCUCGGGUUUACCCGGGUUUUAACGAUCCGGCUCCAGAACAAUGAGUUAACGGGUCGGAUCCCGGAUUUUUCUCAGAUGAACUCGCUUCUUGAGUUGAACGUUUCGUUCAAUGAGCUUCACGGUAACGUCUCCGACGGUGUGGUGAAGAAAUUUGGAGAAUUGAGCUUUUCCGGUAACGAAGGAUUAUGCGGGUCGGAUCCUUUACCGGGUUGUACUUUCACAAACGACCCGGAAUCUUCAAACACGGAUCAGAUUGUUCCUUCGAACCCUACUUCGAUUCCUCAUUCUCCGGUUAUCGCCGAAGAACCGAGAAUUCACGGUCACAGAUGGGUUAAACCGGGAAUAAUCGCGGCGGUUAUCGGUAGUGGUGUUGCGGUUAUUGUUUUGGUUUCUUUCGGUUUUGCUUUCUGUUGUGGGAGAUUAAACCGGACCGGUGGCGGAGGAUCCAAAACCGGAAGUGUAGAGAGUGGUUUCGUCGGCGGAGGAGGAGAAGGGAAGAGACGAAGCAGUUACGGCGAAGGAGGAGAGAGUGAUGCGACGUCGGCGACAGAUAGGAGCAGGCUUGUGUUUUUCGAGAGGAGGAAACAGUUUGAGCUUGAGGAUUUGUUGAAAGCUUCUGCGGAGAUGCUUGGUAAAGGGAGUUUAGGGACGGUGUACAAGGCGGUGUUGGACGACGGCUCCACGACUGUGGCGGUGAAGCGGCUUAAAGAUGCGAAUCCUUGUCCGAGGAAAGAGUUUGAGCAGUAUAUGGAGAUUAUUGGUAGGCUUAAACACCAAAACGUUGUUAAGCUUAGAGCUUAUUACUAUGCUAAAGAAGAGAAGCUCUUAGUUUAUGAGUAUCUUCCUAAUGGAAGCUUACACUCCCUUCUUCAUGGGAAUCGUGGACCUGGACGGAUUCCAUUGGACUGGACUACGAGGAUUAGUCUAAUGUUAGGAGCAGCGAGAGGAUUAGCGAAGAUUCACGACGAGUAUAGCAUUUCAAAGAUCCCUCACGGCAAUAUCAAAUCAUCUAAUGUGCUAUUGGACAGAAACGGUGUCGCAUUGAUAGCGGAUUUCGGUUUAUCACUUUUGCUAAACCCGGUUCACGCUAUCGCUCGGUUAGGAGGUUACCGUGCGCCGGAACAGUCAGAGAUCAAACGGCUAUCUCAGAAAGCUGACGUGUAUAGCUUCGGUGUGUUGCUCCUCGAGGUUUUAACAGGGAAAGCUCCCUCGAUGUUCCCGUCUCCGUCGAGACCUAGAUCAGCGGCGUCGGUGGCUGUGGAGGAAGAGGAAGAAGCGGUGGUUGAUUUGCCGAAGUGGGUUAGGUCGGUGGUGAAGGAGGAAUGGACGGCGGAGGUGUUUGAUCCGGAGCUUUUGAGGUAUAAGAAUAUUGAGGAGGAGAUGGUGGCGAUGCUUCAUAUUGGAUUAGCUUGCGUCGUGCCGCAGCCGGAGAAAAGGCCAACGAUGGCUGAGGUUGUUAAGAUGGUUGAGGAGAUUAGAGUUGAGCAAUCUCCGGUGGGUGAGGAUUUUGAUGAGUCGAGAAACUCGAUGUCUCCGUCGUUGGCUACUACCGAAGACUGCUAAGUUUGGUUUUCGUCAGUGGCUUUUGUAGUAAUAUGUAUCGUUUGGAUCUUGGUCGAUUUUAUUAAGGUUUCUUGCUUAGAAAUCCUCGAUUUGCAAACUUGUCGGAGUUUUUUAGUUAUGUUUUUGUGUCGUCACCGUACUAGUAUGUGAUUUCGUAACGUUGUGGGUUUUGUGGAUUUAUAAAAGCCGUUUCAAAUACUAUGUGUUAAGGCCCAUUAA